Molecule: messenger RNA, 1344 nt
Organism: Octopus bimaculoides (California two-spot octopus)
Lineage: Eukaryota; Metazoa; Mollusca; Cephalopoda; Octopoda; Octopodidae
Cellular component (GO): trans-Golgi network
Source: RefSeq, a predicted model, not a curated record
GAAGAAAGCUGCACUCGUAUUUCUCGAUAAACUUCACAUAUGUUGAAAGUUCUGAUAAAUAUGAAUACAACCCUUGUAAGCCAUUCAAAGCAACCGUUAACAAUGGAGAAUGUGCUAAAAUCAAAGACUUAGCUCUUAGCCUGUCAACUGACGACUGCCGGGUUCUAGGAGAGCAGAGUACUGCAGCGUUUAAAGGGGACACAAAUGAUGAAGGCGGCAUCUAUAUACACUACCAGUACAGUAACAUAACUACUAACAAUGGAAUUAUUAAAAACAUAACUAGGAUUUCUGAGGUCCACAUGCUCUGUGACAAAACGCAGACAUUUUUUAUGAAAGAAAUGGCUCGCAACCUUGUCUCUGUUACUUAUAAAUUUCAUCUUCUCACCCCAUAUGCCUGUAAACCAGUCCACCACACCCUAAGUACAGGUUCAAUACUCCUCAUUCUUUUCCUUCUUGCCUUUAUAAUCUAUCUUCUUGCUGGAUUUGCAUUCAAGCAUUUUUAUCUCGGGGCUCAAGGUGUUGAGAUUAUCCCUCACUACACAUUUUGGAGUGAUUUCCCACUUUUGGUUAAGGAUGGCUGUUCCUACACUUUCCGAUGUUGCCGAGGUCCGUCCGCCUAUGAAAGGAUUUAAUGUCAGAGCCUUCCACUUUGUCCGGCUGUUCUUCUAUGCCCUAUCAACCCCCACACUUCUUUUUUUUUUUUUUUUCUUUUCUUAAAUUUUCCAAACUCUGUGUCUGUCUUCAGUUCUUGCUGGAAUCAUCUCUACAACUAUUUUCUUAUUGUCUGCACUCCACCACCACCAUCAUUAUCAUCACCAUCAUGAUCAUCAAUCAUAACGGUGCUCUUCCAUAUUGUGAACGUAGUAGGAGGAGGAAGAAGAAGAAAAAGAUGACCCAUCAUCUGACAAUCAUUUCUUUCUACUACUACUACUACUACUACAUCUGCUCCUUUAGGGUAACCAACCUCUAUUUGGUUUAAAAUAAGGGGUGGAGAAGAAAGCUAAAAUUACACUUUGCUGUCAUUCAACACACACACACACACACACAUGAUCUCAAUAUAGAUCUCCAGCCUGACACUUCAAAGCCCUGACAUUUCAGGUCCCAUCCCGCCAACACUACCCUGUCAUACUGCCUUCACUCUAUGCUAUUACCACCCUACGUUCCACCCUGAUUCAAGGAGCCUUAGCCUGUAAGAAAAUAUACAAACUCUACUCUGGAUGUUGAGUACGUUUUUCCUUCUUAACACAUUCAUUCAUUCGCAUACAUAUCUAUAUAUAUAUAUAUAUAUAUAUAUACACACACACACACACACACACACACACACACACACACACAUACACGAGU